AUGAGAGAUGAUGCUGUGGGAAAUGAUGCUGCGAGAGAUAGCGUGAGAAAUGAAGCUGUGGGAGAUGAUGCUGUGAGAGAUUAUGGAGAUGUUGCUGUGGGAGAUGGUGUGGGAGAUGAUGAUGCUGUGAGAGAUGAUGGAGAUGAUGCUGUGGGAGAUGAUUAUGUGGGAGAUGAUGCAGUGAGAGAUGAAGCUGUGGGAGAUGUUGCUUUGAGAGAUAAUGUGGGAGAUGAAGCUAUGGGAGAUAAUGCUGUGCUAAAUGAUGCUGUGGGAGAUGAUGAUGCUGUGAGAGAUGAUGCUGUGAGAGAUGAUGGAGAUGAUGCUGUGGGAGAUGAUGUGGGAGACGAUUCUAUGAGAGAUGAUGCUGUGGGAAAUAGCGUGAGAAAUGAAGCUGUGGCAGAUGAUGCUGUGAUAGAUAAUGUGGGAGAUGAAGCUGUGGGAGAUGAUGCUGUGCAAGAUGAUGCUGUGGGAGAUGAUGUUGUGAGAGAUAAUAUGAGAGAUGCUGCUGUGCAAGAUGAUGCUGUGAGAGAUGCUAUACGAGGUGAUGCGAUGGGAGACGAUGCAGUAGGAGAUGAUGAUGUGCGAGAUGAUGUUGUGGCAAAUGAUGCUGUGGCAGAUGACGCCAUGGGAGAUGAUGCUAUGGGAGAUGACGCUUUGCCAGAAGAUGCUGUUGGAGAUGACGCUGUGCGAGAAGAUGAUGUGAGAGAUGAUUUUUGA
Molecule: messenger RNA, 717 nt
Organism: Penaeus chinensis
Lineage: Eukaryota; Metazoa; Arthropoda; Malacostraca; Decapoda; Penaeidae
Product: polysialoglycoprotein-like
Exons: 1
Coding region: 1-717 (238 amino acids)
Source: RefSeq, a predicted model, not a curated record